AGGCACUCGGUUUGUUAUGCAUAUUUCACAAUAGUGAACAAACAAUGGAUUGUCAACACAUUCUUAGUCAACUCAAUGAACAAGGCCCAUGUUCUGUCUCAUGUCGACUCGAUCAAAGAGCCAAGUUUACCAGCUCUUUAGGAGAAUUUCGAACGCUUCCUUUGAAGCAUGGAUGCUACGAGUGUUUAGCAUUGUAGACCAGUCUUUGGCGGUGUGAUAGGAGCCGCAUCUAUCAUAUAUAAGACUCUGCAAGUGAAUUGUCCCCAUACGAAUGUUGACGACGCGAUAUCCAUGAGUUGGACACCCCGCAAACAAACCAAUAGUGCAGAUCCGCCAGCAGCCGAUAGCCAACCCUAGUGCGAGACAGAAACUCAAAGCAAACAAGCCCUAAUAAGUGAAGAUGGUUACAGUUCCGCAAACCAAUAAUUUGAAGAGAAAGUCUUCGCGUUGGCAAAACCUCCCCCCCUAUGGCGAGGAGAACGGCUCGGAAUUCGAAAGUGAUAGCUCGAAGUGCUCCCUUCUUCUUUUCUUGCGUGAUCUUGAAGCAAACCAGAAAAAAUGGAGCCAAUUCGUCAACAUGUUAGAGAACUCACCAGGCAUAAUCGACGAAAGCAGUAUUGCGGCCCAACUAUUAGAGGCCAUGAAAGGGGUCUCAAAGGUUGAUCAAGAUUACAUCAGUCCCGACGCCCCCGACACAAAGAAGAGGCGUAUCGAUAUACUGGGCAAUUCGGCCGCAGGUGAAAUACUCGCAGAGUACAAUGAAUUGAUUCGCCUGGCCCGCACGCUUUUUUCAGGUGAGCUCACCGAUGUCUUGGGCGAUUUGUACCGGCGGAAUCUAGGGCGGGAUUUUGGCGAUAAGAAUUACACGCUUGAAGAAAUCAUGCAUAUGGCGCGGUCAUGGGGAGAAGUGCGGUAUCGAUUUAUGAAUCAUUUGUUAAGGGACGACCCGAAUAUGGGACCAACUUACAGCAUGGGCCAUCGUCGCAUCAAAGGCGACGCCGCCAACGAGAUGAUUCACGAGUCAAAUGUUGUUGCUGACUCGAAGCUCGUAGAAUUCCGCAUGGAUAAAGGCAUCGGGUAUACCGCCCAAGAUCGUGCCAUUUUCGAACAGACAUACCUCCUCACGCCCGAGGAGGGUCGGGAGAUCGUCAGUAACAGCGGGCAGAACACGGGGCUUCGAAUCGGGCUCCCGCCCGUCUUCGCAUAUAUCGCAGGGUUCAUCAAUGGGAUCGUCAAUUGGCGCGUCCGAGUCCUCGAGGCCUCGCGCAAGCAGACCCUGGCUAGCCAGGCCUACCACCAAGCACGGGGGUUCACAGCCAAACAAGCGAUCCUCGACGCGCGACACCAGCCGAAUCACCGGGGUCUCGCGUCGGUCGACGGCCCGUACGCCAACGACUUGAUCCCGACAAUAAAGUCGCUCCUCGAAGAAGCACGCACGCAGAACGCGUUUCUCAGAGAGACCUUUAACAAACUAGAGACUACGGUGAGCACAAUGAUUCAAGCGGUGCGGACUUCCCCCAUGAACAGCGUAAGUCCAGAAUUGGCGCAAAAUGCCCAGUUCACCACAAUGCUGAAUGCUUUCCCCGGCCCCUUCACCCUGAUCCGGCCAACGGGUGCCUCCAUCAUCAAUGUCCGACGGGCCCCUCGAAGCCGCAGUUAUAAGCCGAGAUACCAAAUGCAAGUAAGAGAGAAUAUAGAGCUAGUGAUCAGUGCAUAAGGCUGGUAGCCGGAGUUAUCCGCGAGUAUUUGUUUUGUUUUUGUUUAUGAUUUUUUUUUUUUUUUUUUUU
Xylaria bambusicola is the source of this 1787-nucleotide messenger RNA. RefSeq lists its product as uncharacterized. The transcript has a single exon. Bases 401 to 1717 code for a protein of 438 amino acids. NCBI's taxonomy places the organism in Eukaryota, Fungi, Ascomycota, Sordariomycetes, Xylariales, Xylariaceae. The record is from RefSeq and is a predicted model, not a curated record.